AACUACCUGUGCAAGUCCAGAUUUCUAUGAUGAGUUAAAACAACUUUAUGGAGUGAGUAGAUGGAGGACAGGAAUCGCAUCAACCGAGAUGGCCAUUCUUGCUGCAACUUUAGCUCUUGAUCCAGAACCAGCUUUACUCAAGUUUUUCAGGCAUAUUCCACCUCUUCAACCGUACUUCAGUGAGUACCUUGGAGAAUGUGGCCGAGUCAUAUUGACCGAACCUAGCGGUAAACCUCUCGUCAGCUACCUCAAGGCAUCAUGGAAACACAGGGUUGACAUCUCUCUCAAGAUUCUCAAAAUGAUCGAAGACUUUCAUGAUUCUAGUGACAAGUGGCUUGUCUUACUUCUAGACUUUACUUAUGAAAACUUUGUGUUGACCUCCGAAGGUCAGCUGAAGGUCGUGAACCUUAGCGGUAUAGUGAUUGUCGAUAAGGAUCAGACCUCUACAACACCUGACAUGAACCCACAUCUUAACAAUCGGACAGACGUUUGUAACGAGGAUUGCCUAAACACAUUUGUGAAGCAGCUGCAGACGGAACCAGAUACUCACUGUGGAGAAGUCCCAAGACACGUUGAGUUCAUGUAUAUGAUGGCAUGUCAUUCUUUACUCUCUGAUCUCAUGACAACUAAAUAUGAACGAUUCUUUCAACCUCUAGAUACUCCAAGAAAACAUCAUCCAGGUGGUUUGCUUCAUGAUGCUCCCUAUGAAGUUGAUUCCAUGCUAGGUGAUCUGCUCUAUGAGUGUGUUUUUGAAGGCCAACCUGGAAGAAGAAUGCAUUCUGUCAGGGUUCUCAAGCGCCUUCUUAAUAUCAUCAAGAGAGGCUUCUCCUACACAUUUGCUGUUGACAAGACAUCACUAUGACAGCAUCUGAGGUGAUGUUCUCCUAAGCCUUACAUUGCCAUCCUGGGUGAUUGCAUUCUGUCAGGGUUCUCAGAGAGUCUUCUCCUACACCAUUGCUGCUAACAAGACAUCUGAAAUGAUGUUCUCUGAACCUUUCAUCGUCAUCCUUGAAGAAGGAUGCAUUAUGUCAAACAGAAUAAAAGCCCACAGUUCUAUGCACUUUAAUCAUAAGCAAUAAUAACACAACUAAAUAUGACAGUAGAAGCACAUUGGAGGAAUGUUUGAGAAGAAACUGAGUGAGAUUUGAUAGGGUCUUGUUUCAUGGAAAGGGGGGGGGGGUGCAUGUCCAUGUAAGGCCAAAGUUUAUAUUUCUGUGCUGUUUACAAUGAGAGUUCUUUAAUUCAUAUUCUAUAUCAUCCAGCAAGGCUUACAAGGAUUACAAUUUUUGUAAUGGGAUAGAUAUUUCAUUGCCUUAUAGAGAUAUAAGUCCACCAUUAGUGACAACUCUGUCAUCACUAUCAAAUACUGUGGUAGCACUCAAACAGUCAAUCACAUUCAAGGUAUUGUGUAAGUUGCAAUUGACAACAAAUGUAUUAUCACUGCUAAUAUUCCUAAUAUUCAUGGAAGAGAGCCUGGACUGAAAAUAGAUAGCAAAUAAGAGACUACCUCUCAUUCUACUGUCUUAAUACCCAAUGGAAAGUCAAUGAAGAGGAGGCGCUAUAGCUCAGUCGGUAGAGCGGGGGGUUUUGGAUUCCAGUGACCCAGGUUUGAUUCCUACUCGGUGCGCUAGUGCCCUUUGGUAAGGCAUUUAUCCUCAUUACCAGAUCCCUCGGAGAGGACCUUAAGCUGUAAGUCCUCUGGUUGCUUGCUUACAAGCAUUCAUGCUUUCUUAGCAAUCAGGUAAAAAUUAACUACAAUUAGUUCCAUUACAAUGCUGUAUUGUAGUCAUAUUGGUAUGUCUUUCUUUUCAUGUUUAUUGUUUCAGGACACAUAAAAUCAGUUUACCAAGAUAUUUCCUUAGCUGUUUUCAAUUAGUGUCCAAAUCAGGUCAAACCUGUUUCAAACUAAAACACAAGAGGGAGCUAGCCUUGGUGAGACUCAGAUUCAAAUUAAGCAGCAUUAAUUCUUUGUAUGAAUGUUCAAUUCAAUAAUAAUAAAUUACUGUACUUUUUUUUCAUCUUGCCAUUUUUUCAGAAAUUGUCAUGUUUGAAUAUCAUUAGUUUCAUCAGGCCUCAUUAAUCCAUAAAUUCAAUUCAAGAUUUGGUUUGUUCAUCAUGUAAUUGAUCUGCCUGCAGGAGAAACAUCUUUUCAAAUUUUGUUUCAGUAAGAAAAAUAUCAGUGUGAAAACAGAAACAGACAUGACUUAAAUUUUAAGUUUACUUACCUUCAUGACAUUAUUCAUGCAAUUUUCAUCAACAUGAUUUGUGCUGAAUAUUACAUUCUCUUUGGUGUCACUCAGUUUGGGCUUGUAAGUAACCCUUGGUUCAACUUUGUACACAUGAUCCAUUGAAAGCCAGCUAUGAGGAAUGAGAUGUUGUUUGGGUAUAAGAGACCUAUCAAUCGUGAUUCUAACUAAAACAUGUUUCAAGAUGCAUUGCUUUGUCAAGUUUUCUAUUAUCAUCAUGAUUACUAGUAUAUGAAUAUUUUCUCAGUCGCAGUCAAAAUUGCACAAUAGUUGAUUUCUCACUAAAACAGUGACCGGAAUGCAUUAAAAGCAUUUAUUAAUAUAUUUAUUAUAGAUUACAAAUUAGUAAUUCAGUAUCUUUAUCUGUAUUGUUCUAGAUAUAAUUUGUAGCAUGUCAUUUUCUUGCACAACUAUUAAUAUUCAAUGUAAAAAAAGUUCAUUUAUUUUUAGAUACUGUACAUCUGAAUCACAUGGCUAAUUUUCUCUAGAUAUUAUGGAAACUUGGCAGGAUCUUCAAAUGUUUCCAAAGUAAUGAUAUGUAUAUAUUAAAAGUAUUGAUACUUAACUGAAAUCUACUUGAAAUAAAUUUGAAUAGUCACAAACUAUUUUGCGAUAACUACAGCAACAAUUAGUUUAUUUGCCAUCGUAUUAUGAUUUUAUUUUUCUACAACCCUCUUUUCCAUUUACCCCUACUGUAUGUCAUUCAUGCUAAAAGAGUACCAUGUUUUCCUUUGAUCUUUCUCUCUAUUCCAAUUUAUCCUCUACCUUCCGCUUGAACCUUUGUUUGUUCUCUUAUUAUUCAUUAGUUCUUUCUUUAGUACAAAAUGAGUUAAAACUAUCUAUGAUGCUAAAAACAGUACUACUUGCAUCAACUAUGUUGAUUCUAUUAGGAAAUUUUCUGUCAAAUCAUAAAACUAAAUUUCAUGAUAUUUAUUUCUUUGAAAUCCCCUCGGAAUCAUGUUGAUUUUAAGAUCUAUAAAAUAUUUGUUUUAUUCCGAUGCACAUUUCUAAAAGAUGAUCUCACACUAGAUCAACUGUAAGAGACAGUCAUUGAGGGUUGGUGGCUUUCUAGGAUGUCCCUUACUUUAUUACUUAGAAUGGCUAAUAUUUAGUCGUAUCUAUGACGUAGUACAAUUGUAUAUGGGUCCACAAUAUUAAAGGUUCAAGGUACUGCCAUCAAAAGACCUGAGCAAACCAACUACUGGUAUGGCUGUCGUGUGAGUGCAACAUAAGGCUCUGAAUUCAAUUUGGAUCAGAGAUAUUCAUAUUGAUAAGAAUGAUUUAGCCAGCCCACUAAAAUGCACUCUAUAACUAACAUUGCUUUGGUAUUCUGAGGCUAUGUGUAUCACCAACCGAAUCACACUAUUUCUCGAUGUCUCUGCUUCAGAUUUAUGCAUACUGCCAUCUCUUGUUCAUAAUAUUCCAAUGCUUAGAUCACAAUAUUCUACCAUCCAUUAAUUAUAUUUGUAGACUUCAAGAUGGUGCAAUCAAGAAGUACACUAUAAUAGCCAUGUUAGUAAGACACCCUGUCUUGUGAUCAAAUUUGUGCAAUUUUAUUGGUAAUAUGAUUAGUUAGUGAUGACUAUAUCAUUUUUUUUUCCAUAUUAUAGAAGUCACAGGAUUUUUUUUUUUGGGGGGGGGGUAUCAGAUGAAAGUUUACAUAAGGUGAAAUAUUUCUAAGUUAAAAUUUUUGUUCACUAAAUUUUGUUUGAGGAAAAAUGAUCAGGUAGCAAAUUACAAAAUGAAAGUUGAUUAUGGCCAUUGUUGUUAACAUUGGACCAUAUUGUCAUGGUAAUUUAUUGAGUAUGAGUAGAGAUAAAACAAGUAUAAAUAAAAAAAGAAAAAUUGUUUGUUUUCAUUUAAAGAAGGGAUGCCCAUGAUAUGUCGAUGAUAUCUAUUAUACUUUCUUCUGCAAAGGCAUUAUUUGUCAAAUGAUUCUUCCUUGUUAUUAUUUCAUUGAUGUCAUAUAGUGAUAUAGAUGAGUAAUAACUUUCAAAUGGUAAUUAACCUCAUAAAAAAUUGAGUGUAGAAUGUUCACACAACAUGUUUAAAGGAGAAGUAUACCCUAGAGAAAAGUUUGUUGUAAAAAUAGCAGCUAGAAAAAUAAUAAUAAAAAAUAUUGGUGAAGGUUUGAGGAAAAUCCAUUAAAGACUAAGUAAGUUAUUAGAAAAUUGAGUUUUGGAUUUGUGACGUCAUAAACGAGCAGCUGCCUAUCAUGUUAUGUAAUAUAAAAUUUAUGAAUUUCAUUUUUUAAUGGUUUCUGAUGACUUAUUUUUGUUUUCUUUUCAUGAUCGAGUGUGAAAGGAUUUGUCUAUUGAUAUACAAAAGGUACAGUAAAAACCAUUUUCAAUUUUCUGAGAAAAUGACAUUUCAUUGAUUUUUUUACCAGUCGCUAUGUAGGAAUGCUUCUCGCAUAUGACGUCACAAAUCAAGUAAUUAAAAUUCUAAUUACUUUUUAAUGCUUUUUGGAUUUUUCUCAAAUCUCCAGCAAUAGUUUUUACUAUUUUUUCUGCUAAUUACAAUAAACUUUUUGUCAGGGUGAAC
Messenger RNA from Lytechinus pictus (painted urchin), 4790 nucleotides. RefSeq names its product divergent protein kinase domain 2A-like. The record is from RefSeq and is a predicted model, not a curated record. NCBI's taxonomy places the organism in Eukaryota, Metazoa, Echinodermata, Echinoidea, Temnopleuroida, Toxopneustidae. The transcript is spliced from 4 exons. The coding region runs from base 89 to 862 and encodes 257 amino acids.